UUAUGUUCAGUUGUCUCUUAACCAGAAACAACGUACACUGAAAUUCCCCCGCGUCAAGCAGAAGCUGCUAAUCUCACACCACAUCCACUCUGGCAUGCUUGUCCCAGACCGGCUACCCCCACUGCUACGUUCAAUCCGUGCAGCUCUCUUUCCUAACAAUGCCCCGGGCGCCUCGAGUCUGGUCGCCCCCUCAUCCGAGCAGGAGUUGGUUGAACUGAAGCGUAGGUGCGCUAGCGCAAUAUGGGCGGCUGUGCCGAAGAGUGUGGGUAGACUAUAUUAUGGUUCGCUCUCUUUUUGGCAAAGCUCUAACGAAUCGUCGCCUAAUACACCCCAACAUGAGGACAACGCGAGCACUUCACGAUCUGGAUCGCUAAACCACAAGGGCAGCAAGUCCAGUUUGAAAAGCCAUAAUGUUUCUGAUGUGAGCCCAGCAUCAUGCGAAACUACGGCUACUCAGGCAAGCGGAGCUGAACGCAUCAACCAAACCCCCUCCUCGUCAACGUCCGAUGAGGAAGAGGAUAGAAUUUUAUCCGAGAUCGAAACAGGAAUACUCGACUUGUUUUCGGAUGCUUAUUGUAACAAACACCUCGUGUACGGGAUGCUAGAACUGAUACUUGUGCGUCUUAUGCCCGAACUGGCUGAUAAAGGCAUCAUUGAAUUAUGGGAGGAGAGACUCCAUUAGAUCCGAUCUUCGAGACAUGCAGUCAGCUCGCACAGACGCAUCAUGAAUGUCCGACGCAGGAAGGAGCCGCAUGUGACGGGGUCGGUGGGAACCCAAAAGACAUUAAGCGAUUGUGCUUGUAAUUAGAUUUUAUCGAUACCCAAUGCCCGUUAAGCUUGUAAAAGGU
This is a messenger RNA of Truncatella angustata, 848 nucleotides long. RefSeq lists its product as uncharacterized. The transcript has 2 exons. Lineage: Eukaryota; Fungi; Ascomycota; Sordariomycetes; Amphisphaeriales; Sporocadaceae. The record is from RefSeq and is a predicted model, not a curated record. The coding region runs from base 95 to 682 and encodes 195 amino acids.